Messenger RNA from Acomys russatus (golden spiny mouse), 1789 nucleotides. Its product is annotated as interferon-inducible GTPase 1-like. Gene Ontology annotation, molecular function: GTP binding; GTPase activity. The record is from RefSeq and is a predicted model, not a curated record. Gene Ontology annotation, biological process: defense response; cellular response to interferon-beta. The transcript is spliced from 2 exons. Lineage: Eukaryota; Metazoa; Chordata; Mammalia; Rodentia; Muridae. Gene Ontology annotation, cellular component: endoplasmic reticulum membrane. Bases 12 to 1601 code for a protein of 529 amino acids.
CCGUAGUGGGCAUGCUCAGUGACAUUGAUGUGGAAAAGCUCAAGAAGAGUUUAAACCACUAUCGAGUCCUCUUUGGAGUGGAUGAUGACUCCCUGGAGUCCAUGGCUAAGGAUGCCCAAGUGUCUGUUGAACAACUGAAAAAAACCCUGAAAUCUCCUUAUUUGUUGGAAACUAAGAAAAAUGAAACAUUAGGAGAAAAGCUUUUGAAACAUUUGGAGAUAUUUGCCUCAGCUAAUGGUGGGCUCCUUGCUACAGGUCGUUACUUCGAGAAAAACUCUUACUUGCAACUUCAUUUUCUUGACACAGUGACUGAAGAUGCCAAACUUCUUCUUCAGCUCCCUUUUCUCAACAUAACCAAGGGCCAGUUCUCCUCUGAUACAUCUAGUCCUGAAGACAAUACAGAUUUGGAGCCCUGCUUCGCUGAAUAUUUAAAGAAAAUUAAGAUAGAAAACAAAAUCAUUCCUCAGGAAACCAUCCAGUCAAUUGAGUUAUUCCUGCAAAAAGGAAACAUUCAGGGGGCAACCUCUGUAAUUAGGGAUGCAUUAGAAAAAAUUAACAAUGCCCCAAUAAAUGUUGCUGUGACAGGAGAGUCUGGAGCAGGGAAGUCCAGCUUCAUCAAUGCCCUGAGGGGGGUUGGACCUGAGGAGGAAGGUGCAGCUGAAGAAGGCGUGGUAGAGACAACCAUGAAGAGAACUCCUUACAAACACCCCAAAAUCAAAACUUUGACUUUAUGGGACCUGCCUGGUAUUGGAACCCAGAAAUUUCCACCAAAAGAUUAUCUAGAGAAAGUGAAAUUCCAACAAUAUGACUUCUUCAUUAUUGUUUCUGCCACACGUUUUACAAAACUUGAACUAGACCUGGCCAAAGCAGUCAGAUUUAUAAAAAAGAAUUACUGCUUUGUGAGAACCAAGGUGGACUUUGAUUUAGAAAAUCAAAAGAAAUCCAAACCACGCACCUUUGACAGAGAAAAGACCCUGAAGGAGAUCAGAAGCUACUGUGAGAAUACCUUCACUGACAAUAAAGUGGACGUGCCUCCGAUUUUUUUAAUUUCUAACCACAAUUUAUCUGACUAUGAUUUUCCAGACCUGAUUGAAACCCUGAAUAGAGAUAUUCCUGUUCUAAAGCGUCAUAAUUUUAUUCUUGCCAUGCCUAACAUUACAGAGACGGUCAUUCAAAGAAAAUACAGCUCUUUGCACCAGCUUAUCUGGGUGGAAGCCUUCAAGUUUAGACUUUUGGCGACGUUUCCUGUAGAUAACAUCCUCUUGGACAGUGAUGUAGAGAACCCAAAGAUGACUUUGAACUUCUAUCGAGACCUUUUUGGAGUGGAUGACAAAUCCCUGGAGUUAAUGGCUAAGGAUUUGCAAGUGCCUGUUGAGCAACUGAGAAAAAAACUUAAAUCUCCUUAUGUAUUGGAAACUGAGGAAGAGGAAACAUUAGAAGAAAAGCUUUUGAAAUAUUUAGACAAAUUUUCCUCAGCUAGUGGUGGGGUCCUGGGGACAGGUCUUUACUUUAGGAAAAUCUUCUACUUGCAUUUUCAUUUCCUCGACACAGUGACCGAAGAUGCAAAAGUUCUCCUUAGAGAGGCAUAUUCAAAAAACUAGCUCAAAAUUAACUUGCCCACUGCUGCUGAGAAAAAAAAAAAAAAAAGGACCAAAUUGUUAAUACCAGGAAUUUAUUAGGUAAAUUCCUGCUCUGACAUCUUUUCUUUACACAAAUCAGCUGCCACUAUGGAAAGCUAAGGGUCAUGGGUAUUAAUAGAUCAGAACCUGACAAUACCCAAUCUCUCUUC